This is a messenger RNA of Nematocida minor, 708 nucleotides long. RefSeq names its product forkhead box protein G. NCBI's taxonomy places the organism in Eukaryota, Fungi, Microsporidia. The record is from RefSeq and is a predicted model, not a curated record. The transcript has a single exon. Gene Ontology annotation, biological process: regulation of transcription by RNA polymerase II. Bases 1 to 708 code for a protein of 235 amino acids. Gene Ontology annotation, molecular function: RNA polymerase II cis-regulatory region sequence-specific DNA binding; DNA-binding transcription factor activity, RNA polymerase II-specific.
AUGAACAGAGGCACAAGAAAUGAAAUAGUUUCGGAAGUGUUUAGUAUGCUAAAGAGAAAAAAUAACUGUACUGAAAUGGAAGAAGAUAGCGUCUGUACGGACAGCAAAAGAAAAGACAGUUUCACAGAGUCUGAAGAUAUUUCGUACGAGAAGCCAGCCUACUCCUAUGCCACUUUGAUUACCCAGGCUAUUAUAGACAGUAACGAGAAGAAGCUCACCCUCCGUGCCAUCUACGCAUGGAUCAUGAACAAGUAUCCUUACUUCAGACGGCAAAGAGGAGGCUGGCAGAACUCAAUCCGCCACAACCUGUCUCUGAACAAAUGCUUCUACAAAAUACCUCGCACGCACAAUGACCCUGGGAAGGGCUCGUACUGGACUGUGGACUCGGAGUAUCUGAACGUGUUCAACCCGCACAUCAAGCUGAAGAAGGGCGUCUACGAGGGCGGUGUGCUGCGAGAGGGCGACUGCAAAUAUAAAAAAUACCAGGACGCAGACAAGCCCACUUUCUCCGAGAUAUUGAACAAUGAGAAAAACUUUUUCGACUCAAUAGGCGUCUCCGACAAACACAUGUUCAGCAAGUCGUACGACUCUUUGGUCUUUGAUGGGAACCUGAGGGACCUUGACGGAGACAGCUUUGAGAAGCUGCUCGCCCGGACGGAAGACCCGAUCCAGGGCAAUACUUCUGAUUACUUCAAAUUUUCAAAGUAA